Molecule: messenger RNA, 1152 nt
Organism: Oncorhynchus gorbuscha (pink salmon)
Lineage: Eukaryota; Metazoa; Chordata; Actinopteri; Salmoniformes; Salmonidae
Exons: 5
Coding region: 1-1152 (383 amino acids)
Biological process (GO): protein localization to centrosome
Cellular component (GO): centriolar satellite
Source: RefSeq, a predicted model, not a curated record
AUGAGUCAUGACAAUAAACAUCAACCUAUUAGUGAACUGGGCACAGUCAAGAAACUUGAUGGAGCAGGGCGUCCACUAGUCACUUCUACUGAGCCGGCUUAUUCCCUCUACUCCACAGACUCAGAGGACCAGGUGACAACCAUUCACCAGGGUCUGGAUCAGUGUGCUGCGCUGCUCAAUGUCAUUCUCCAGGCAGAGACGGCAGAGGCCAAGCCGAUCUCCGUCAGGGGAGCAGGGAAGACUCGAGCCGCCAAAUCCCGACCGCUGUGCACUCUGGGAAAUGAGAGGGUAGACAUAGAGAGGAGGAAGCAGACAAAGAGACCUGUCACUCAGACUGCUAAAAAAACAGUUCCCGUGCAGAAGACGAUCCUGUCAUCCCUGUCGUAUCCUGGGAUGAGGAACAAAGUUCAGAGUUUGGCCGGAAUGUCAGAGCCGGCGUCAGAUGCUCGGUUUAACUGUCGCCUGACCACCUCCACCCCCACCCUGAGUCCCCAAAGACUCCCCCCGAACAACACACUCCCCCCAGGCCCCUCAGUCCCUAUAGCCCAGUCUGGAGGCUCCAUCAUUGGGGUGGCAUCAGUCCACCUGGGGGGCUCUACCUCCACAGCUCCGUUAGCUUCUCCUGGAGCUGUAGCUACGUCUCUACCCACAGCCCCUCUCACAGGCCCAGUGCUCUCUCUCCUCGCAGCCCAGCCAGGAGGCUUCAUCUCUGGGGUUGGAGGUUCGGCUGCCCAGGGGAGCUCCAGGUCCUGUAGCCUCGAGGUCCUCGGUGCUCCUUCUGUGGAGAGGCUAGCCCUGUCUGCCCCCCUGCCCUCUGACAGCUCUGUGUCUGGAGAAAGUGGACAUCCAAUCUCAUCUUCCUGCUCUCUCUCUUGUCAGGGACCACCAGUACUCUUCUCUGAAAUUAAUUCUCACCCCCAGCCUCACCCCCAACCUCACCCCCUUGCCAACACUCAACCACAGUCUGCCCCAGAUGCUCCAUCCCUGGGCAGGGGGGGCCAGCUGGUUUCUACCCAGGAUGGAGGGACCAUAGCCAGGCAGGCUUGCGGCCACAUGGAGGGUAACGCUGGAGAGGAGGAAGAGGAGUGUCCAGUGAGAGACACCAGCGCCCAGACCUGCUUUAACAUACAAACACACACCCAGCUGGCAUAG